AUGUCAACCUCCCGGACCCGUUCGCCCUCCAAAUCGAAAACAAAGGACCUGCAAGCUUCUCAUAGGGCACUGCAAGCCCUCUCGCCACUCUCUGUCCCACGACCGCUGACCGCCGUCUGCGCGCGGCCCAUCCCAAACUCGUACUGGGCGACGCCGCUGCUGCUGGCAUGCGAGUAUCCAUGGACGCCCAAGAACCCGCACAAGCCCAAAAUCGACGCGCUGCUCCGUGCGGGCGUGCGCACCUUUAUCGACCUGACGGAGUGCGGCGAGCUUGUGCCCUACUCCUCCAUCCUUUCCGUCCGGUGCGAGCUCCUCGGAAUCGACCCCACCGAGAUCGAGUACCACCGCUUCCCGAUCCGCGACCGCUGCCUUCCCGAGUCCCUCGAACACAUGUACCGGGUCCUGGAUACGUUGAGGGAUAACCACGACCGGGGGAGGAUUAGCGCCGUUCAUUGUCGUGGAGGGAUUGGGCGGACGGGGAUGGUGAUCGGGUGUUGGCUGGUGGAAAGUCAAGUGGCACGAGACGGUGGCGAGGCGCUGUCUAUUAUUGGGCGCGAGUGGAAGACGGUGGAGAAGUGCAAGAAGUAUCCGCACAGCCCGGAGACGGGUGCGCAAUUUGAGUACGUGUACAAGUUCAAUCCGUCGCCGAAGAUGAAGACGGCGGCGUUGGAGAUGGAGGCGGCGUGA
This is a messenger RNA of Cyclocybe aegerita, 687 nucleotides long. Lineage: Eukaryota; Fungi; Basidiomycota; Agaricomycetes; Agaricales; Hemipholiotaceae. The record is from the annotation of a GenBank genome assembly.